UACACAGGCGUCUGAUCUCUAUCUUAAUAGGGAGGGGACUAGAAGAAUUUCUGUCAAAGCAGCCAUAUUGACACAGACCAGCCGGAGCUAAUGAGGCACUGAACAAAUUGUGAUCCAGUGAGUGGUGCUAAACACUCAGACAAGGACGAUGACAGCACAAGAGUGGGAGGAGAAUCUGAAACCACUCCUGUAAUAUCAUCUACAAACAACAAGAAAGGAGAGACUGAUGAAGUUAAAGAGGUCAACCAUGAAAGCAGCAGUAACACGACUGAGCGUUCUAUGAAGGAGAGUGAUGCAGUGAAGGACACAAGUCCAUCAUCUCAGACUGUUUCAGCAGAGACCAAAGAAGUGGUGCAGCAGGAGGAGAGUACAACUAAAUCAGAGAUGAAGUGUGAUCCACUGAGUGGUGCUAAACACUCAGACAAGGACGAUGACAGCACAAGAGUGGGAGGAGACUCUGAAAUCACGUCUGUAAUACCAUCUGCAAACAACGAGAAAGGAGAGACUGAUGAAGUUAAUGAGGUCACCAAUGAAAGCAGCAGUAACACGACUGAGCGUUCUAUGAAGGAGAGUGAUGCAGUGAAGGACACAAGUGCAUCAUCUCAGACUGUUUCAGCAGAGACCAAAGAAGCAGACCAGCAGGAGGAGAGUACAGCUAAAUCAGAAGUAAAGGUCCCUUAGAUAUGGAUAUGAGUGGAAACAAGAAUAAGCAGUCAGUGAAGAGUUCUGAAGAGAUCAACAGGAAGGAACAAUAUCAAAGAGAAACCGAAACACUGCUUGGCAGACUUCACCUUCAAGAUAAACAUCAACAGAAGUUGUCACCAGCAGAUUUUCUUAAAGUAGGUCCACCUGUGAAACAGGACCAUGAAACAUCUGAGAAGGAACUCGCACAUACUUUUCUAGACUCAUGUGCAUCCAAUGGAUGUUCAAAUGGCAGUAUUUCACUGCUCAGACAGCUUUUUGAAGCAGAACAUGAUUACAAAGCUAUCACAAUGUCAGUAUGCCUUACCUUUGCUUGUUCCUGACCCAG
Molecule: messenger RNA, 1030 nt
Organism: Epinephelus fuscoguttatus (brown-marbled grouper)
Lineage: Eukaryota; Metazoa; Chordata; Actinopteri; Perciformes; Serranidae
Product: replication stress response regulator SDE2-like
Exons: 9
Coding region: 280-681 (133 amino acids)
Source: RefSeq, a predicted model, not a curated record